Messenger RNA from Aethina tumida (small hive beetle), 2436 nucleotides. RefSeq names its product phosphatidate phosphatase LPIN3-like. The coding region runs from base 1 to 2436 and encodes 811 amino acids. Lineage: Eukaryota; Metazoa; Arthropoda; Insecta; Coleoptera; Nitidulidae. The transcript has a single exon. Gene Ontology annotation, molecular function: phosphatidate phosphatase activity; transcription coactivator activity. Gene Ontology annotation, cellular component: nucleus. Gene Ontology annotation, biological process: triglyceride biosynthetic process; positive regulation of transcription by RNA polymerase II; fatty acid catabolic process. The record is from RefSeq and is a predicted model, not a curated record.
AUGUACGGAAUGAUGAAAAUGUUCUCCAGUAUGAAGGAGUUUUACAAUGACAUAAACAGAACGAUGAUGACCGGUGCAAUAGACGUGAUUGUAGUGGAACAACCCGAUGGCACAUACACGUGUUCUCCGUUCCACGUUCGAUUCGGUACGCUAGGAGUACUCAGGAGCAGAGAAAAAGUGAUUGACAUUGAAAUUAACGGAGUACCUCAAGAUAUACACAUGAAACUAGGUGAAAGUGGUGAGGCGUUUUUUGUUGAAGAACUAGACAGUCAGAAUGAGGUACCUCAGCAUCUGUCUACUUCACCUAUUCCGGAAAAAUCUGAAAAUAGUGUUGAUCUGGAGGAUGAUGAGACCAAGUUUGAAAACGUAGCAAAUGAUUAUCUACAACACGAAUACUCAAGGGAAUUAGAACUAGAUUUAGAUGAUAGACAAAUUCCAAAAUACAAAAAUGACAGGCAUAAUGAUGAAGCCACAGAUGGCACGAAUGAAAGUAAAAUCUACCAAACAAUUUGUAAUCUGGACAACAUAGAACCAAACUUAAAUACAGAAAAAUAUAUAAUGAUGAAGGAGGAAGAAGUAGCCAGUGAAGGAAAAAUAGCUAAGAAAAAGAAGAAAAAAUUAAGAAAGAAAACCACCAGACUUAAUAAUACAGAAAAAAUUCCUGACACUAUCUCAAACACUGAUAAAAGUUCGACCAGUGAUUCAUCAGCUUCAGAAAUUCAAAAUUUAGAACAAAGAGAUAACAAUGGCAAAGUUAUUCCAGUGUCUAAGGAUAAUAAAAUAUUACCGGAUUUUAAUUUUUUUAGCGACACCGAAUUAACAUCCAACAAUGCCUCUGACUCGAGACAAGCAUCACCUGUUUACAUAGAGUCGGUUCUAUCAGACUCUGAGAUUGAAGUAAAUAAAAGCAAAGUAGAUAUUGAUAAUACAAAGAAUUGGGAAUGGGGUGGUUUCCCUAGCGUGCCCAACACAAAUGCGACGACUUCUAAAGAUGAACAGAAGUCUAUUCUUAGCAGCUGGUUCUGGUUUAUGAAGCAAAAACACAAUGUACAAAAUCCUCUAGAUGGCGGAGUUUAUUUGUCGGAUGUUAUAAAGGAAAUUGAAGCUGGCAAAACAGAUGUAUAUUGUACGCAGCUAAAAAAAGGCAACGAUGUCGAUUUGGAAAAUAAUCCAUUGAUAACGAAAAAUAAUGAAAAUGUAGAAGAGGUUUCUCUGGACUCACAUAUAGAACUUUCUGAAAUUUACUGUGAUGAUAUUGCAUUGUCUCUAUGCGGUUGGGAUCCCAAACCAACCGAAGAAAAAUUCUUAGAGAAAAUUGUAGAAUAUAGUGAUUUAUGCGACAAUCCAAUACUUUUUGAGGAUUCCAACUUGGUUGUGAAAAUUAAAGAAAAGUACUACUCUUGGAAAAUCGCUGCCUCUAUUAUAACAUGUAUUAUGGUGUUUGGAAAACCUUUAUUGCAAUCUUCGGUCGAUAAAUUACUUAGUUCCAAUACCCCUCCAAAUUCGUCUGAAGUAGAUAAUAAAGAGGAAAGCAACAUUGAAGAAUUGGAUGAAACAAUAGUUGAAAACACUUCAAGUACCCCAAAAGAAUCAGAGGAAAUUUGCACCCCACUUCAGAGGGAACUUGGAUAUCCGAAUGUCAAUACUUCACCAACUGAUAAAUAUAAAAAAACCUUACGACUAACCUCCAAACAAUUGAAGUCAUUGAAGCUAAGAGAUGGCAUGAACGAAGUUGAAUUUAGUGUCACCACAGCCUAUCAAGGAACCACAAGGUGUCAGUGCCAUCUAUACAAAUGGAAGUGGGACGAUAAAAUUGUCAUAUCCGAUAUAGAUGGCACAAUAACAAAAUCCGACGUUUUAGGACACUUAUUACCAAUCGUAGGGAAAGACUGGUCGCAAUCAGGCGUAGCCCAACUCUUCAAUAAGAUAAAAAACAAUGGUUACAAGCUACUUUACCUCAGUUCUAGAGCUAUUGGACAAGCACGCAUCACCAGAGAUUACUUAAGGUCAAUCGAGCAAGGCGACCUUAAUAUGCCUUAUGGUCCGAUCCUUUUAAAUCCCGCCUCACUACUGGCAGCAUUCCAUAGGGAGGUGAUCGAAAAGAAGCCGGAGAAGUUUAAAAUAUCCUGUUUAUCUGAUAUCAAGGCGUUAUUUCCUGCAGGCUCAAAUCCCUUUUAUGCCGGGUAUGGCAACAGGAUCAACGAUGCUUGGGCCUACAGGGCGGUGGGCAUCCCAACCGCUAGGAUUUUCACCAUCAAUCCCAAAGGCGAACUGAAACAUGAGGUGACACAAACAUUCCAAUCUAGUUACUCCAAUAUGAGCAUAAUUGUGGACCAGAUGUUUCCUGCAGUUGUUCAAGAAGCUGUGGAAUAUUCUCCGUUCGUUUAUUGGAGAGAGCCGAUUCCUUCCAUUGAUGAUUUAAAAGAAACAACUUAA